Messenger RNA from Juglans regia (Persian walnut), 3301 nucleotides. RefSeq names its product AP-1 complex subunit gamma-2-like. NCBI's taxonomy places the organism in Eukaryota, Viridiplantae, Streptophyta, Magnoliopsida, Fagales, Juglandaceae. The record is from RefSeq and is a predicted model, not a curated record. Gene Ontology annotation, molecular function: clathrin-cargo adaptor activity. Gene Ontology annotation, cellular component: membrane coat; AP-1 adaptor complex; Golgi apparatus. Gene Ontology annotation, biological process: Golgi to vacuole transport; receptor-mediated endocytosis; intracellular protein transport. The transcript is spliced from 18 exons. The coding region runs from base 256 to 2898 and encodes 880 amino acids.
UUCAUUUUUUUUUUUUAUUCCACAGCGACAAAGAAGCACUCAACGUCACCUCAGUUAAGUCCCUCGAUACAGACUCAUAUAUACUCUGAGAUCCAAAUCUCUCUCCUCUCUCUCUCUCUCAGAUCCCUCUGAUUAUACCUUUUCGGAUCUCGGGGAGUUCGAAUUCGAUACCACCGGUGGUUGAUCGGGGACCAUCUUGGGAUUUCGUCCUGGAUCUGAUUGAGCUUUCCCGGAACCUCACCUCCGGACCCAAUCAUGAAUCCCUUCUCUUCCGAAACGCGCCUGAGGGACAUGAUUCGGGCUAUACGUGCCUGCAAAACUGCAGCAGAGGAACGUGCAGUUGUUAGAAAAGAGUGCGCUGCUAUUCGUGCCUCAAUUAAUGAAAAUGAUCCAGAUUAUAGGCACCGUAACAUUGCAAAGCUCAUGUUCAUACACAUGCUUGGCUACCCCACACAUUUUGGUCAAAUGGAAUGCCUGAAGUUGAUUGCAUCUGCUGAAUUUCCUGAGAAGAGAAUUGGGUAUCUUGGCCUCAUGUUGCUUCUUGAUGAAAGACAAGAAGUCCUCAUGUUGGUCACAAACUCACUAAAACAAGAUCUCAAUCAUGCAAAUCAGUAUAUUGUGGGACUUGCUCUUUGCGCUUUGGGAAAUAUUUGUUCAGCAGAGAUGGCCCGUGAUCUUGCACCAGAAGUAGAAAGAUUGCUGCAAUUUCGAGAUCCGAAUACUCGGAAAAAAGCAGCUUUGUGUGCUAUAAGGAUUAUAAAGAAAGUACCAGACCUGGCGGAAAAUUUUAUAAAUCCUGCUGCUGCCUUACUUAAAGAAAAACAUCAUGGAGUUUUAAUAACAGGAGUUCAACUUUGUACAGAUCUAUGUAAAGUUAGUCCAGAAGCCCUUGAACAUUUCAGAAAGAAAUGCACAGAGGGUUUGGUCAGAACUCUAAAGGAUGUUGUGAACAGCCCAUAUGCACCUGAGUAUGAUAUUGCUGGCAUCACGGACCCUUUCCUUCAUAUUAGAUUGGUUAGACUUUUGCGUGUGUUGGGCCAAGGCAAUGCGGAUGCCAGUGACUUGAUGAAUGACAUACUUGCACAGGUGGCAACAAAAACUGAAUCCAAUAAAAAUGCUGGCAAUGCUAUUUUGUAUGAAUGUGUUGAAACUAUCAUGAGCAUUGAAGAUAAUGGUGGCUUACGCGUUCUUGCUAUCAAUAUCUUGGGAAGAUUCUUGUCAAAUCGUGAUAACAAUAUCAGAUAUGUUGCACUAAACAUGCUGAUGAAGGCAAUAACAGUAGAUACUCAAGCAGUGCAGCGACAUCGGGCAACAAUCUUGGAAUGUGUAAAGGAUUCAGAUGCUUCAAUUCGGAAAAGGGCCCUUGAACUUGUGUAUCUUCUAGUAAACGAAAGCAAUGUAAAACCUUUGACAAAAGAGCUGAUUGAAUAUCUGGAAGUAAGUGAUCAGGAAUUCAAGGGAGAUCUUACUGCCAAAAUUUGUUCCAUAAUUGCGAAGUUUUCACCUGAGAAGAUAUGGUACAUUGAUCAGAUGCUCAAGGUUCUCUCGGAGGCUGGAAAUUUUGUGAAAGAUGAAGCCUGGCAUGCUCUUAUUGUUGUGAUAAGCAAUGCUUCUGAUCUCCAUGGAUAUUCUGUAAGGGCAUUAUACAGAGCAUUCCAAACAUCAGCUGAACAGGAAACCCUUGUUCGAGUGGCAGUUUGGUGUAUAGGAGAAUAUGGUGACAUGUUGAUCAAUAAUGUCGCGUUGCUUGAUAUAGAGAAUCCAAUAACUGUAACAGGAUCUGAUGCUGUGGACGUUGUAGAGGUUUCCAUUAAGCGCCAUACAUCAGAUCUCACAACUAAAUCAAUGUCUUUGAUUGCUCUGUUAAAGCUCUCUUCUCGUUUUCCGUCUUGUUCAGAGAGGAUUCGAGAUAUUAUCAUUCAAAACAGAGGAAGUCUUGUGCUUGAAUUGCAGCAGAGAUCCAUCGAAUUCAAUUCUGUUAUUGAGAAGCAUCAGAAUAUUAGGUCUGCUCUGGUUGAAAGGAUGCCUGUUCUAGAUGAGGCAACUUUCAUUGGAAGGAGGGCCGGUUCGUCGCCAGCAAUAGUUCCAACUUCCAAUUCAGCAUCACUUAAUCUCCCCAACGGAGUUGCUAAACCUCCUGCAGCACCUCUUGUAGAUUUACUUGAUCUAAGUUCAGAUGAUGUCCCUGCACCUAGCUCUUCUGGUGGUGGUUUUCUUCAGGAUCUUCUUGGUGGUGUUGAUCUUUUACCAGGAUUAAAUCAAACUGCAAUUUCUGGUACAAAUGAGGCUCCAAGAACUGGCACGGAUAUUCUACUGGAUCUCUUGUCUAUUGAAACAUCGCCCACACAAAGUAGCUCAUCCAUAACUGACAUAUUAUCUAGCAGUCAAGGUGACAAAUCACCAGUUGCAUCAUUGGGAGAAAUUUCAUCCCCACCUUCACUCUCUACACGAGCCACUAGUGCUGGGGCUGAUCCUAUGAUGGAUUUGUUGGGUGGCUUUUCCCCCAAUCCACCAAUGCCUGAAGACAAUGGUCCAGUUUAUCCAUCUAUCGUUGCGUUUGAGAGCAGCUCCUUGAGAAUAACGUUUGACUUCUCUAAGGCACCUGGAAACCCCCAGAAAACAACGAUACUGGCUACUUUUACGAAUAUGUCACAAAGUAUAUAUACAGAUUUUAUUUUCCAGGCAGCAGUUCCGAAGUUUCUUCAACUGCACUUAGAUCCAGCUAGCAGCAAUACUCUCCCUGCAAGUGGUAAUGGAUCCAUAACACAAAAUUUGAGGGUUACUAACAGCCAACAUGGAAAGAAAUCUCUGGUCAUGCGAAUGAGGAUAGCUUAUAAGUUCAACAACGAAGAUAUUUUGGAGGAAGGGCAGAUCAACAAUUUCCCUCGUGGUUUGUGAGGUUGGAUGGGCCUUUCAGUGUGUUAAAGAUUAUGAUGCACAAGCACAUAACUUUCUUGCUGCUUGUGGUAUUAGUGCAAUCUACUGUUUCAAUUGGAGCUGAUUUUGCAUUAGUUUUACAUUUUACGUCCAUUUGUAGGUGUUUUAUGUACAUUAUUUCAUAAUAUUCCAGGAAGGAAUUCUUAAAAUUGAUUUUGCCUUUAGAGGCAGAGAGAGAGAGGAGAGGGAGCUCAUGGAGACAUAUUGAGUACUUGAGGUGUUGUCUUGUAGUUUGAAUAUACUCGCCGAGCUUUAUUCUUUGGCAUCGAAGUCUCUUGACUUUAAACACUGAUAAGCAUACUCCGAAUGCGAUUUUGUGUAAUAUUUCAUCAAUAUAAGUGAAUAGGAGCAAAUUUUACUUUUG